This is a messenger RNA of Branchiostoma floridae (Florida lancelet), 783 nucleotides long. RefSeq lists its product as uncharacterized. The record is from RefSeq and is a predicted model, not a curated record. The transcript has a single exon. The coding region runs from base 283 to 744 and encodes 153 amino acids. NCBI's taxonomy places the organism in Eukaryota, Metazoa, Chordata, Leptocardii, Amphioxiformes, Branchiostomatidae.
ACUCGGGCCCUUUUAUGACGUAUGUCCCCAGCCCCGUGCUUCCGGUUGCUAAAAUUAUCCCCGCCCAUUCGCCGAGCGGCCUGGUAUGCUGAAGCUCUGCGGCCUGAAACUCUAGCCGUGUCGUAACUCGCGGGGGAUUCUCCACAUACAGAGCGUUUAAGGGAAUGGCACUCGGGCAGACUCACUACCGAACAGCCGCGCGCAGUCUGCUGACUGAGAGCUCUUAAGUCAGCAGUAGCCAGCCUGUAAACAAGUUCAACACAAAUUAUCGUCUGAUUCAAGAUGGCGGCCGCUGCUCACGACAUGUCGUCGUCGUCGUCGUCUCCCAACUUCCAGGACCUGUCGUGCGCUCGGUUCCAGGAGAGGCUGCCGAGGUUCAGCCCGAGCGAGGGGUUCCCGUUGGUGAAACCGGCGGAGCCGAUCGCGCCUGCCCCCGCCAAGCAGUCCAAGUCGGAGCGGCUCAGAAACCGACGGGCUCGUUCGGCCCGCUUCAAGACGCAGCCCAUCACCUUCGACGAAAUCAAGGAGACUGAGGACGAGGGGCCGGAAGCUAAGGAGGAGGAAGAGCGAGCUAGACGAGUCUUGCAGCAGUCGGUACAAAACUUAAGAGAAAGCGCCAAGAAGCUGGACAGAAACAUGAAGAAGCGUCAUCUCAAGAAGAGAGAAGAACGCGCGAAAACCGAGGUGAUCGUGUGCCCGAGGGAGCUUCUGGAUUCCCCACGGAACGGCCUGACGUUGGUGUAACUGUAAAAUAUUCUCCCACAAACGUCACGCGAGAGAGAG